CAUUCUUGGUUACUGCUCGACUUACAUAUUCAUGCAGACAUUCAUGAUCCCCGACACUAUUUUCAUGUCCUUAUUCGCUGGAGCACUUUUUGGUGUCGUAAGAGGUCUUUUCUUUGUUGUCUUCAAUGCAACUGCUGGGGCAUCUUGCUGCUAUUUUCUGUCCAAACUCAUUGGCAUACCUAUUGUCAACUGGUUGUGGCCUGAAAAACACAGAUUUUUCCAGGCUGAGAUAGCAAAGAGGAGAGAGAAAUUGUUGAAUUGCAUGCUCUUUCUGAGAGUAACACCGACACUGCCAAAACUGUUCAUCAAUUUGGCAUCGCCAAUUGUGGACAUACCAUUUCAUAUUUUCUUUCUGGCAACUGUUGUUGGCCUCAUUCCAGCUUCCUAUAUUACUAUUAGAGCUGGGCUUGCACUUGGAGAACUGAAGUUGGUGAAAGAUCUAUACGAUUUGAAGACAUUGGUGGUACUGUUCCUCAUCGGGUCGAUUUUAUUGUUGCCGACCCUUUUGAAGAGGAAGCGGAUAUAUGAUUAAAGCUUGUCCUUUUACGAUUCCUCCCGUCUUUUUUUUGAAGAAAGGGGAGUGAUUACCUGUAACAUCAUUUGCUUUUGUAACGGGAAAUUUCAGCAUUACACAUCGUACAUCCGUACAUUAUCAUCUACUGUUUAUCUUACAGUCCUAGUUUCAGGUGAUCUAACGCUUGAAGUAUUGAAUUUGAACUGAUAUACAUUGUAAUUCAUUCACAGGGAAUGAAAUCUGGAAUCUGUACUUCUCUGAAUAUCAGAAAUUAUAAACUUAAUUAAUACACAGGCAGGUUGAGAUAUAUCUUGUG
Messenger RNA from Striga asiatica, 830 nucleotides. The record is from the annotation of a GenBank genome assembly. Lineage: Eukaryota; Viridiplantae; Streptophyta; Magnoliopsida; Lamiales; Orobanchaceae.